This is a messenger RNA of Osmerus eperlanus (European smelt), 8854 nucleotides long. RefSeq names its product matrix-remodelling associated 5a (gene mxra5a). Bases 372 to 8006 code for a protein of 2544 amino acids. Lineage: Eukaryota; Metazoa; Chordata; Actinopteri; Osmeriformes; Osmeridae. The transcript has 7 exons. The record is from RefSeq and is a predicted model, not a curated record. Gene Ontology annotation, molecular function: protein binding.
AGCGCAUCACCCCGCAGUUUUUGUGAAUACUGACAUAUGCACAGUAACCCUGAAUAUUUUAUUGGAAUAAUAACCUGGACAUCUGCAAAUAUUAUAGUAUUUUGUUUUUAGAAAUGCUUUCGAACCUUUAGAAAUACUUUGCCGUUGUCUUUCUCGUUUUGGACAAACUAACUCGUUUUCUUCAGCUGUGGGGAUUAAUAUGCGUCUAUAGGGAGCAGCCGCAUCCGUAGACACAGCAAAGUCAUGUUUGAAUGGGCCACAGAGAGUCUCGCUCAAAAUAAAGAUUUUAAGGGUGUGGGUGUGUAACCAGUGUGACCCCAUACCAGCUGCUUUGAUCGGAGGAGCAGAGAGUGGCCCCGGCACAGCAGAAGAUGGAUCGUCCUGCCUUUCUCAUCCUCCUGCUCUCAGUGGUGCUGCCCCUGCCCGCUGCCUUCCUGCCGUGCCCGCGGCCCUGCUCCUGCCCCCUGCCCUCUGAGCUGCACUGCACCUUCCGCUCCCUCCUCGCCGUGCCAGCUGGCAUACACAGGCAGGUGGAGCGCAUGAACCUGGGGUUUAAUACCAUCAGCAAGAUGACUGGGACUUCCCUGGCUGGACUGAGGAAACUGGAGCUGCUCAUGAUUCAUGGAAACGAUCUCCACAGUAUUCCCAACCAAGCCUUCAGGGAUCUGAUCUCCUUACAGAUGUUGAAGAUGAGCUAUAACAAGCUGAAGGAGAUUAACCGGGAGACUUUCCACGGGUUGUGGAGCCUGGCUAGACUCCACCUGGACCACAACCGCCUGGAGUUCAUCCACCCGGACGCCUUCCAGGGCCUCACCUCCCUCCGUCUGCUCCAGCUGGAGGGCAACCGUCUACAGCAGCUCCACCCUUCCACCUUCGCCACCUUCUCCAUGAUGGACCACUUCCACAUGUCCACCCUCAGACACCUGUUCCUGUCCGACAACGGGCUGACCUCGCUGCCCCAGAGCAUGCUGGAUGGCAUGCCUCACCUGGAGAACCUGUACCUGCAGGAGAACCCCUGGACCUGUGACUGCAGGAUGAAGUGGUUCCUGAACUGGGACAAGAACACACCAGGUGUGCUUAAGUGUAAGAAGGACAGGGCUUAUGCUGGGGGUCAACUGUGCCCAAUGUGCUCCUCCCCCAAGCAUCUGAGGAGCAAGGAGAUCCAGGGUCUGGACAGCCUGUCGUGCAGCAGCCCCGUCAUCACCACCCCCCAGCGACCCACCCUCCCGGAGGACACCGAGAGCGAGGUCAUGACCCCGGAGGAGUUCAGAGAGAGCUUCGGUAACAUCACCCUGGGCCUGUCGGAUGAGCACGGGAACAAAGUGGAUCUGGAGUGCGGCGUGGGGGAACCGAGAGAGACCACGAGGAUGAGCUGGAGCCAGGCGAACCCUCUUCAGCUGUCCGCCAACGUCACCCUCUCAGUGGACGUCGAGUGCCCCAUAGACAGGGACAAUUACGAGCGCCUGUGGAGGCUCAUCGCCUACUACAGCGACGUGCCUGCCCACCUGCAGAGGGAGAUCAUGCUGACUAAGGAGCCGGCGCCCCGCUAUAGGUACAGGCAGGGCUUGGAGAAAGAUGCCCUGUAUUACACGGGGGUAAAGGCUAACGUGGUAGCGAAGCCUGCCUGGCUGAUGCAGACCUACAUGGACCUGCAGCUGAACAGGCCCCAGUCCACAGGGAAGAGCGUCAAGCUGAUCCUCUCCACCCACCUUUCCCAGACCGUGGAGGCCGAGCUGGUGAGGAGACAGGCCAGGACAUGGGUCUUGAUAGAGUCCACAAACAGCACCAGAGCAGCACUGAGCACAAUGGUGGGCAGCCCCAGCCAAAUGGACUGUAACGUACAGAGUUCCGGAGAGCCGGUUGUCCGAUGGAUGAUGCCAGACGGCUCCCAGCUGGAGGCCCCUUACAGCAGCCCAGAUAACAGGGUGUCUGUGUCCAGCUCUGGUAGACUGCUCAUUAAAAACGUGGGCCAUUCAGACACAGGCAUUUACUACUGUAUCGCCCAGGUCCGCGGGGACCUCAGUAUGCUCCCCUUCUAUCUCUCCGUGGAGGAAUCCUCCAGUCCACCUCCAGGGGGCGAGGGUGGAAGCUCAUCCGUGGAGGGCUUCACAGGAGAUCCUGUCACCCUGCCCUGUGUGGCAUCCGGCUCUCCUGAUGCUGAGAUCAGCUGGAUCCUGCCAGACGGCGGUAUCGUGAAUUUCAGAGCUAACUCCUCUCGAGCGCUAGUCUAUUCCAAUGGCACACUGAGAGUCCCAAAGAGUCAACUAUCAGACAGUGGAUAUUACAAGUGUGUGGCCACAAAUCAACACGGUGCCGAUUCUCUGUCUACGAAGGUGAACCUCACAAGGAGGGCGGGGAUUCGACCACUGAGGAAGUUUCCCACUAGGCCUCAGUCUGCCUCAGGGGUCAAUACCAAAAUAAAGGUCCCUGUGGAGGAGGGGGAGGAGGCAUCCGGAGAGGAGGACACCCAGGGGGGGGCGCCCACGAGCCGGGUGGACCUCAUGACUCGACGGAGAGACCCUGGCUUGGGCAGGCGCGGCGGGCAUCCGUUCAGAAACUCUUGGCGACGGCCGGCUGUGCCGAGAAAAUCGCCUGUGACAGGGUCGCGUGUAGACGUCCAGAAAAGCACAGUGGAAAUGCGUAGGAGGACGAACGUGUCAAACAAGAAAAUAGACCCGGAGAAAUGGGCUGACAUUUUGGCCAAGAUACGAGACAGGAACAGUCAGAGUAAUGUAACACCCAGCCCAGCUCCUCACACCAAUAGGAGACAGCAGGGGCGGUUGACAUCCCAUAGUACACAAACAGUAUCUCACGACACAGAGGGAUCAUCAGAGGACACAACCCAGGCAGAGGAGGAGCUGUACACAUCCACAUUUCCCCCGCGCACACACGCACGCACACACUCAUACACACAGCCACGCACACUCACAAGUCGCUCACGAAUCACACAGCCUACAUCUGCUCCCCAGCAGCACAGUGACACUGUUACACAUUCACACACUCAAGGCCAGCGUCAUGUGAACACUGCCAGCAGCAGUGUUUCAUACGACGGUACUUUACGAGGGAAUCAAAGAACUUCCUCACAUGGGGAGGAAGUUACAGUGUCUGAGAUCUCAUCAACAUCUGAGGGGUCUGAGAAUGGGAACAAACCCAGCACUGUUAACAGCUCUAAUGACGAACUAGAACAAUAUGUAGACAGUGGGGACCUUCACCCACAGUCAACCACCGUUCGAAAUGAGUUUGAAACCGCAAAUGUCUCGGACUUUGUCGGUGAGACCACAACAGCCGGAGGUAGCACACAGAGUCAGCUGAAGUAUUUCACGUUGGACAUCUCACAUCCCCCGAUAAUGCUCACCACAGCCUCCCCCACGACCCAGCCCGCCUCGGGGGUGGCAGGGAGGAAGGAGCUUCCUGGCCGGGGGCACACGCGCCUCCGAAACCCUAACUCCAGGAGAAGGCACGGAGGCCGGAGGAGAAACAGGAAAAAGGAAAAGCUGAAUCAAUCAAGUGAGAAUAGCACGGCCACACCUAUGGAUGCUUUCCCGGCAACUACCGAGACACCCUCUACUACAGGGGUAAAAAUAGUGGCAUCAGAAAAGGCCCGAGUCACUUCUGCCAAAUUUAAUACCACCGUUCCAUUAAUGGAACGCCAAGCGACGUCAUCAGCCGGAAUGAAUCACAAAGAGAGCACAGUCUCUGUGGUGUAUGACGACAGAGGUGACCCAGUCUCGGAGUCCUCUGUGAGACCCGCCACCACUUCUCCUGAAACAAAGGAUGCCCUUCUCCCUCGUGCCAGACCACCACUCAGCAGCACAUCAGUGGCACCAGCGUUUCCAACCAGAGCUCCAGAGGGUGGACGAGGUGGACAGACCGUCCCAGCUCACGGCCCCAGGCAGGGAACAUCUCCGGGUGCAUCUCCAGAGCCCUCGGGUACGCCCACGGCUGCUGGUCUGGAUAGGUUUACAAGCGUGCCUCUUCCUGCAGUUAAACCUUUAGAAGAGACACAAAAGGGAGGCAUUACUGGAGACCUUAGGCCCGUGCCAAGUUCUGACAAGUCCUCUGAGAAUCCUCCCACUCAACUGGAAGUGAGACCAGAUGUAGAGCCGGGCGGAUCGAACCAUCAAUAUGAAUCCAACCGGGCUGAAAAGGUGGCUUUCAAAGAGAUCGAUGGCUUGUUACCACCGCAGCCCUCCUCCUCGUCUGCUCCUUCCAUUCAGCAGGAAGUCAGUGGGUCGGAGGGGGGGCAUGCUCACGGCGGUUCGCCAAACUCGACUUUUUACGAUGAAGCCUACGAGACAGAUCAGCUCACCACAAAGAAAUCUGUAACAUCUGAAAGCUCUCAUCAAGUGCCUGGCCUAACUCAAACAGUCACCAUUAAGUCGAGCGGCGCUUUUGAUGGCGAUCACCGUCUGGGAGAAACGCUUUCCACAAGUGACAGAGGGAGCACGUCUCCAGGAGGAAAGGCCGUCCCUGUAAACAGUGCAGGUAAUAAUGCUGUCAGAACUCCGUCUGUCACCUCAGCACCGGUGAAGAAGACAUCUGCUGUCGUCUCCUCCGGAGCGAGGCCUCAGACUCCCGCCCACGUCCCACACGCAUCCUUCCCAGGGGACAGGGUCAGGCCGAGACCCCCCACCAGACCCCUGGAAAGUCCCAACCACAUCCCUGACAGUCACAGUGAGAGGAUCCUCCUCCCUGGUCGGGUUAACCCUCUCUCGCCCAACAGCAGAGCCCCUGACCUGAGCGGCAGGGUAAACACAAACAGAUCCCCUGAUACUCACCCUACUGCUAGAAUACAGUCUGACCCCAGGUCAGACUCAGGCAGGGGUGGAGGUCAACUGAGGAUCACAGAGCCUAAAACGUCAGGGACACACACCCACACCCAGGUUGACACCAGCACUACGACACUUUCUCCAACGAGCGCAGGCACCUCUCGGCCCCGCGUGUCCUCGUCCAUGCCUCACAGGGAGGGCCAGAGGACAGGGACACCACCCCUGACCUAUGGUGCUUCAGGGGGGUCUCAGCAACCAGGAAGUGUGGGGGUGGCAGUGCCCCGAGGGAAACCCCGCAUCACUAAUGUCAAUUUUCAGAUGGUCACUGUGAAUGCAGAGAUGGAUGCACAGCUGCCCUGUGAGGCGCUGGGGGAGCCCAAACCCUUCCUGUCUUGGACUAAAGUCUCCACUGGGGCAAGUGUUGCUCAGAACACCCGGGUCCAGAGAUUUGAGGUCCAUCCCAAUGGCACAUUUAUCAUCCGGAACACCCAGCCUCUGGACCGAGGCCAGUACCUCUGCACUGUGCAGAACCAGUAUGGCACAGACAAGAUGGUGGUCAACCUCGAAGUCAUAGCCCAACAUCCCAGAGUGCUUCAGCCACGUUACCGCGACGCCACGGUCAACCUGGGUGACAGCAUUGAGCUGGAGUGCAAGGUCCAGGGACACCCCACACCCCGGGUGACGUGGGUGCUGCCUGACAGGGUCCACGUUGCAGCGCCCCCCGCUGGAGGCACCCAACAGCGCGUGUCCCUCCUCAGUAACGGCACCCUCAGGAUAACCCGAGCCAGCUACACCGACAGGGGGGUUUAUAAAUGCAUUGGGAGCAGUGUGGCCGGGGCCGACUCUGUCUCUGUGCGUCUGCACGUGGCGGCCCUGCCUCCCGUGAUCCAGCAGGCCCUCCACGAGAACUCCACCUUGCCCGAGGGGAGCACCGCCAACAUCCACUGCACCGCCAAGGGAGCCCCGCCCCCAGUCACGCGCUGGACUACGCCCGACGGACUGCAGCUCCUCCCCUCCCAGUUCGUGAAUGGGCGGAACCUGUUUGUGUUUCCCAACGGGACCCUGUACGUGCGCAGCCUGUCCCAGGGGGACGCUGGGAGGUAUGAGUGUGUGGCCAGUAACGCCAUGGGAGCCUCCAGGAGGACCAUCAUCCUGACCGUCCUGAAGAUCUCCUCCUCCAACAAGGCCAGGAUCAGCUCCUCCUCUCCCCAGAGAACAGAUGUGGUCUACGGGGGAAAGCUGCAUCUGGACUGCAUCGCCACAGGAGACCCAGAGCCCAGGAUCAUCUGGAGGACGCCCUCCAAGAAGCUGGUGGAUGCUCAGUACAGCUUCGACCCAAGGAUAAAAGUCUUUGCCAACGGAACCCUGACCAUCCAUUCGAUGAUCGAUAAAGACGGUGGUGACUACCUGUGUGUCGCACGUAACAAACUGGGCGAUGACUACGUGUUGCUGAGAGCCAGCGUGCUGGCCAAGCCGGCCAAGAUCGAACACAAACAGUCGCUGAGCAGCCAGGAGGUCCUAUACGGGGGCGAGCUGAAAGUGGACUGCGUGGCGUCCGGCCACCCCAACCCAGAGAUCAGCUGGGCCCUGCCGGACGGAACCAUGGUCAACCCUCUCAAGCAGACAGACCGGGCCGGAGGCCGCAGCCGCAGGUACGUGGUGUUCGACAACGGAACGCUUUACUUCAACGACGUGGGGAUGAGAGAGGGGGGCGACUACACGUGCUACGCUGAGAACCAGAUGGGCAAGGAUGAGAUGAAGGUGCACGUCAAGGUCGUGGCCGAACCCCCUUCCAUCAGAGACAAGCGGCCCGAGGUCAUCAGGGUGUUGUAUGGGGAGACGGUGACUCUGAAGUGCAGCGCCAAGGGAGAGCCCGUCCCUGUCAUCUCCUGGAUGUCCCCGACGAACAGGGCCAUCCCGUCUGCCUCCGACAAAUACCAGAUCCGUAACGACGGCACCCUAGUGGUCCACAACGCCCAGCGCUUUGACGCUGGGAACUACACGUGCACAGCCCGGAACAGUGCGGGCCAGGACCGGAAAGUCACCCAGGUCGACGUCCUGGUCACCCCUCCAACCAUCAACGGCCUGAGGGGCGUGGCCAACACCAUGCGAGUGACGGCGGUCAGGGACCAGCGUAAGCUGGUGGACUGCGCUGCCGUGGGAACCCCCGUCCCCCGGGUCAUGUGGGUCCUGCCAGAGAACGUCGUCCUCCCGGCGCCGUACUACGGUAGCAGGAUGACGGUCCAUCGGAACGGCACUCUGGAGAUCCGUGCGGUCAAGAGGAGCGACUCGUCCCAGCUAGCUUGCAUCGCCCGCAACGAGGGAGGGGAGGCCAGGCUGACGGUGCACCUGGAAGUGAAUGAUGUGGUGGAGAGGCCACAGCUCAGGGGCCCGAAAACCGAGAGCCUGUCUUUGACUGUGGGCAGUACCAUGACUCUGAACUGCUCCUUUGAAGGUGCAGCUAUGCCCCAGGUCACCUGGAUCCUGCCUAAUGGCUCCCCUCUUGUGAGCGGAGCCCAAUAUGCCAAAUUCCUCCACAGGCCAGAUGGCUCUCUUGUCAUCAGUAAUCCCUCAGUCUUGGAGGCCGGGAUGUAUCGAUGCCUGGGGCGCAACGCUGCAGGGCUGGUGGAGCGUACCGUCACACUGACCCCAGGGAGGACGCCACAGAUUAACAACAAGUACAAUUCCCCUAUCACCUUAAUGAAUGGAGAGACUCUCCUUCUUCACUGCCUGGCUAGCGGGGACCCUCUCAGGCUCACAUGGACCCUCCCCAGUGGGGUGGUCCUGGGGCGGCCGCAAAGGACAGGACGCUAUGCCGUUCUGUCUAAUGGGACCCUGGCCAUCCAGCAGGCCUCCGUCUACGACAGGGGCUCCUAUGUCUGCCGGGCGGCCAACGAGCUGGGCAGCGCCCUGCUGCCUGUGUCCGUCAUCGUGAUCGCCUACCCGCCCCGCAUCACCAGCGGCCCGCCCCCUACCACGUACGCCAGGCGCGGUGUCGCCGUGCAACUGAAUUGCUUGGCGACGGGCAUCCCGAGGGCCGAGGUGGCGUGGGAGACGCCGGACAGGACGCGGCUGGCGGUCAGCGCCCAGCCACGCCUCUUUGGUAACAAGUACCUGCACCCUCAAGGCUCUCUGAUCAUCCAGAACCCCUCUCAGAGAGAUGCAGGCUUCUACAAGUGCUCGGCCAGAAACGUGAUAGGGGUGGACACCAAGACUACGUACCUUCAUGUGUUCUGAGUAGGUCUGAACAAAAACGAUUGACCACAUGCCCUUAUAACUGCCAUUAUGCUUCCCUUUCAGAAAUAUUGGAGGAACUGUCAAAGCUAUAAACAUGGUUUCAGGGGGUAUAGAUAGCCAUUAUUGUUUUUUCUUCUAAAAAGUCACUUUGUACAAUAUAUUGAGCACUCAAGAUAAUGUCAGUCAUCAUCAUAAUUGGUCAGAGUCAUUUUCAGAUAAUUUUGAAUAGAGAGCAAAGCCUUUAAAGUAUUAUUAUUUGUAGCAAUUAUAAAAACUGUAAAAAGAGCUCUUUUCAAAUGGGCUGCUUUUCUUUGUCUAUUCUGACAAUGACAACUUAUGUCAAACUGUAUAGAUUUACAUAGCUUUAUACAUUUAUAUUUGCUAAUGGGAAAUAUUUUAAGUUAUCUGUUGAUAUGGAAAAUAUGUAUUAUUACUUUGUGUAUAUGAUCAACGAACUUGUUUUAUAGACAUAUCAGCCAUGAAUACCAUGGUACCAUUAUAUUUUAUUUCAUUUUCAUCAUCCGUAAUAUGUUCUAUGAUCCAUCCUUCUGCUGGAUUUAGGAUUGUCAGUUCAUUUUUUCCACUUUUAUUUAUCCAAAAAGUUAUAUUAGACCAAGGUCCAUUUUGCAACGGAAGCCUGCUCCAAAAAAAACUGCAAGAAUUUACAAACAUUCACAAACAAUUUACUCAACUAACUGUGAUUCUUAUUUUGUUGUCUGCUACCAGUCCAAAUGUGUUUCAUAUUAGUCAUAUGUUCUUGAUUUUAAAUUAUUUGUCUUUAAAAGGACUCUGGUGCAUUGGAAUUUCACAUAUUUUAAUAAAGUUCAACAUAGUUUUAAAUUAUAGUA